Molecule: messenger RNA, 1529 nt
Organism: Zingiber officinale
Lineage: Eukaryota; Viridiplantae; Streptophyta; Magnoliopsida; Zingiberales; Zingiberaceae
Exons: 8
Coding region: 206-1261 (351 amino acids)
Source: RefSeq, a predicted model, not a curated record
AUGUGUUAUUUUGACUUUCAACAGUAACAGAGCGAUUUGGUGGAGCGAAUCGAGUAGGGUUUCGGAUUCUUCGUUGAAGUUGCCGCUGACCUUGGCGUUCGCGGCUUUAAUUGACUGCCACGAGGAGAUCGGAUCUCCGCCCCGAUUCCCUAUCUGCCGUAUUCUUCUGAUCUAGUUCGCUUUUUAAAUUUCAAAAUAUAAUACGAUGAGGGCACCGUCUCUCCUUGCGCAAUGCUUGCCGGCGUUGAUGCCGCAUGACAAGGUUAGCCAGACUGGUGUUCCUGCUGUCUCUGAGAGGGAUUUACACCUUCCUUCUCCUGCUGUUGAAGUUAUUCCUUCUAAGAAUGCACAUCCAUACAAAUAUGCUGGGGAAAAUGUUGAUCUGCAAGGGCUCAAACUUUUCAAGGGAAGAAUCAGUGUAACAGAUAUGAUUGGAUUUUCAAGUUUGGAGACGUCAUCAUCCAAAUCUGAUGGAUCUCUUAAAUGCUGGGAGAGUUCAACAGAUCUCUUAAGUAUUCUUAAACUAGAGAUUCGUGAUGGGCUCCUAAGUUUCAGAGGCAAAAGGAUUCUAGAGCUUGGUUGCGGUUAUGGUUUAGCUGGGACUUUCGCCUGCCUUAAGGGUGCUUCUACAGUUCAUUUUCAUGAUCUGAGUGCAGAAACUAUAAGAUGUGCAACCAUACCAAAUGUCCUUGCAAAUAUUGAGCAGGCUAGGGACAAGCAGAGUCGCCAACCAGAGAGCCCUCUCACUCCAUCACGACAGCAGUUGACUUCGGAUGUUCAUUUCUAUGCUGGGGAUUGGGAGGAGCUCCAUACAGUCUUAUCAGUGGUGAGAGUGGAAGGUCUUGACUUGUCACAGGGGGCUAGCCUUAGCUUCUCUGAGGACGACUUUAUGGAGGCAUGUAGCAGUCAAGAUGAUAGUGUGCUUGCUCAUGAAGCUGAUUCAAGACGAUCAAGAAAGCUUUCUGGAAGCCGGGCCUGGGAAAGAGGAAGUGAGACACACCCAGGAGACGCUGGCUAUGAUGUCAUUUUAAUCACUGAGAUUCCUCAAUCAGUAAAUUCCUUGAGGAAGCUAUAUACACUUAUAACAAAGUGCUUACGGCCACCGUAUGGAGUCUUGUAUUUGGCUGUGAAGAAAAACUUCAUAGGUUCCAGUGGUGUUGUGCGGCAGUUAAGAGCCAUGGUGGAUGAGGAAGGCAUUUUCGGCAUCCAUAUCGUUACCGAGGUCACUGACAGGGAUAUCUGGAAAUUCUUUUUCAAGUGAGCAUGGUUGGAAGAUUAGUUUAGUUUAUACCACCAGUUCAGGCACAGAGCCACGAUGUAUAUGAUGUCUAAGGUUUUUUUUUUUUUCAUCUGAAUUUCAAAAUAAGUCUCAGCAAUACUAGACCUAUAUGAACUUUGGUGGAAAAGCUACAAUGCUACCAUUUUGUAGAUAAGUAUUCUGUAAUUUGUUUGUUUAUUCAAGUUCAAUUUCUGUAGUUAAAUCUUAUUGUUGUAAAAUUUCGCCAGCAAGUUUUGUGGAUUUUAAUUCA